This is a messenger RNA of Dioszegia hungarica, 411 nucleotides long. RefSeq lists its product as uncharacterized. Bases 1 to 411 code for a protein of 136 amino acids. The transcript is spliced from 3 exons. NCBI's taxonomy places the organism in Eukaryota, Fungi, Basidiomycota, Tremellomycetes, Tremellales, Bulleribasidiaceae. The record is from RefSeq and is a predicted model, not a curated record.
AUGUUCGUCACCCGCUCCUCGCCCUUUUCUUCGCCGGACAUGAGGGGCGGUGGUUCUCCUCUGCCCAAGAUGCAGCUACAGAUGCAAAUACAACAACUCAAGAGUGCGCCCAUCCUCAACCCCAAUUAUGGGAUGGUGCAGACCUACCUCGACCUCCUGAACCAAUUGAUGGACGUAUCAGUCUCCACGCAAGGCGCGUACGGCGUCAAGAUCUGGCUGAUUGAGGUCCAAGCUUUCACUCGACAACUUCAGAAGCGCAUGUUCCAGGGCUGCCCGUUGACACCUCAGGAGAAGCAAAGCGUGCUGUACUUCUGUCAUUAUUGGCGCAACUCACUUCACCCUGCUUACGCGAUGGCGGCUCCCGAGGCUCAGAUCGUGCUCAUCGCACUGACAGAAUUCGCCUCGUUGUGA